AAGCCUUUGCGUUGCUCUUUUUACUUCCUUAGUUAUAAUAACAAAAGAGAGGACACCAAGCAACCAGUGAUUCAAAAGAAAAAAAAAAAUGCAGGAACAAGUAGCAAUAAUAGUUGGAGCAGGCACCUCUGGGCUUGCCAUGGCUGCUUGCCUAAGCCAGCAAUCAAUCCCAUACAUAAUACUUGAGAGAGAAGACUGUAUUGCUUCUAUAUGGAAGAAAUACUCCUAUGACCGUCUUCACCUCCACCUUGCAAAGGAAAUUUGUGAACUCCCUUACAUGUCUUUCCCUGCCUCUUAUCCCAAAUACGUGCCCAAAAACAUGUUCACACAAUACUUGGAUGACUAUGUCUCCCAUUUCAAGAUUAGUCCUAUGUACCAAAGGAAUGUGGAGUCUUCUGAGUACAAUGAAGUUUCCAAGAGAUGGUUUGUGAAGGCUAGGAAUGCAAGUUCAGGUGAGGUUGAGAUAUAUUGUGCAAAGUUUUUAGUGGUAGCCACUGGGGAAACAACCAACCCUUAUAUCCCAGAGGUUGAAGGAUUAAACACUUUCACUGGUGAGGUUCUUCAUUCUACUCAGUUUAAAUCAGGGAAGGAUUUCAAAAACAAGAAUGUUUUGGUUGUUGGGUCUGGAAAUUCUGGCAUGGAGAUUGCUUUAGACCUUGCAAAUCAUGGUGCCAAAACUUCCAUUAUUAUUCGAAGUCCGAUUCAUAUUCUCUCGCGAGAGAUGAUGGACUUUGCCAGAAUUUUAGUGAAGUAUUUAAAGCCUAGUUUGUUGGACUCCUUGGUGGUCAUGCUUAGCAAGCUGGUUUAUGGGGACUUGACCAAGUAUGGGAUAAGAAGGCCUGCAGAGGGUCCUUUCUAUAUGAAAAGAAUGUAUGGCAAGUAUCCUCUUAUUGAUGUGGGUACCUGUAAAAAGAUCAAGUCCGGAGAAAUUCAGGUAUUGCCCACAGAAAUACUAAACAUAAGAGGCAAUGACAUAAUAUUCAAGAACGGAAAGUCACAUCCAUUCGACACAAUUGUUUUUUGUACUGGAUUCAAGAGGUCAACAAACUUGUGGCUUAAGGGGGAUGAUUAUCUUCUGAAUGAGGACGGGCUUGCAAAGCCCAAUAAUCCUAACCAUUGGAAGGGAAAGAAUGGAUUGUACUGCGUUGGGCUGCUUCAAAGAGGGUUUUACGGAGCUAGCACUGAAACCCAAAACAUAGCCAAUGAUAUCAAGUCUAUUAUGUAAUGUCCUCCAAAAAGGAAUUAAAAUAGAGGACACAAGAAAAAACGGCUACUGUGAUAUAUUCUUGUUUUGUUUGUUGCUUUCGUGGAGCAUUAGUGCCGUGAGAAAGCAAUGCAAAGCAAGUGAAACUUUUACAAGCACUUUUAAGAAUAAAGGAGGAGGACAAUAGAGAAGUCUUAAACAUUCAUAAGCUAACUUAUGUGAUCAAUCUUGACCCCCUUUAUUUAUUAUUGCUUUGUGUUUGGACACUAAAUUUGUUAUGACUGUAUCUUUUUAGAAACAUUUUAUGGGAAAAGAAAAAAUAAUUUACUUUUUUGACAGUUUUUAUAUUAUUUAUGAAAGUGAUAUCAAAAUUUUUCUAAAAUGGUUUAUUAACAAAUGCCUUAAAAGACAUCCGUUAAUCAAACUCUUAAAUGAAACUUUAGUCAACAUCAUGACUUUUGAAUGUGAUACCCAUCGAGAUUACACAAUCAAUGAAACAAACCCCUUUUCAUGCUUUAUGAUACUAAUCUAAUGCAAGUAAUUGCAAUACAAAAAUAAGAGUUGAGCAAAAGCAUAAAACUUGUAUCAGAAAAACAUCUUAUUUCCUUUUACAUUGAAUAAUUAAUCAUUGAACACUAUUGUAAAUCAUUACAUCACUGCUUUCAUGGAAAAAUGGCAGUAAUUUCAUACAGACUAUGUUCUCCCUAAUCGAUAUAAUAGAUAAGGAAAAUUGUUACAAUCGAAGCUAAUUAACACCCCCAACCCCAAAAAAAAAAAUUAAAUAAAAAAUAGAAAAUAGAAAAAACAAAA
Messenger RNA from Quercus robur (English oak), 2014 nucleotides. RefSeq names its product probable indole-3-pyruvate monooxygenase YUCCA10. The coding region runs from base 89 to 1225 and encodes 378 amino acids. The record is from RefSeq and is a predicted model, not a curated record. NCBI's taxonomy places the organism in Eukaryota, Viridiplantae, Streptophyta, Magnoliopsida, Fagales, Fagaceae. The transcript is spliced from 4 exons. Gene Ontology annotation, molecular function: NADP binding; N,N-dimethylaniline monooxygenase activity; flavin adenine dinucleotide binding.